Molecule: messenger RNA, 1137 nt
Organism: Sinocyclocheilus rhinocerous
Lineage: Eukaryota; Metazoa; Chordata; Actinopteri; Cypriniformes; Cyprinidae
Product: protein jagunal homolog 1-B
Exons: 3
Coding region: 133-684 (183 amino acids)
Biological process (GO): granulocyte colony-stimulating factor signaling pathway; vesicle-mediated transport; endoplasmic reticulum organization
Cellular component (GO): endoplasmic reticulum membrane
Source: RefSeq, a predicted model, not a curated record
GCGAUAUUGCAUUAUAUCCAGGCGAACGCACGUGUAGAAGAAGAGCUACUUCUGCUCACGUUUCUACUGUAUGUGUGUGAAGUUGCUUGCUGGUUUAUGUUGAAAUAAGGUUGUCGACGGUGGAGGGUUGCCAUGGCAUCACGAUCAGGACCGCGCGCUACCGGAACAGACGGAAGUGACUUUCAGCACCGCGAGCGCGUGGCGUCACACUAUCAGAUGAGUGUGGCCCUGAAGUCUGAGAUCAAGAAGCUGAACAUCGCUCAUGCUGUGGUCUGGUUGCUUGUAGUAGCACAGGUGGUGGUCAGUCAGCUGAACUUGGUAUCCCAUAAAGUGGUGGCCUCUCCGUACCAAUGGGAAUACCUGUAUCUUCUGAGCAUCAUACCUACCGUCUUCAGUUUCAUGGCUUUGCCAAAAAACAACAUCAGUUACCUGGUCAUCUCAAUGAUCAGCGCUGGGCUUUUCUGUGUCGGUCCUAUUCUUUAUGGAGGGAUGGAGAUGUUCCCUGUGGCUCAGCAGCUUUAUCGGCACGGCAAAGCUUAUAGGUUCAUCUUUGGUUUUUCUGCUGUCUCUAUAAUGUACUUAGUUUUGAUUAUUUCACUUCAAGUGCAUGGCUGGCAGAUCUACUAUUGCAAAAAGCUGCUGGAUGCCUGGUUCACCAACACACAAGAUAAAAAGAGGAAAUAAGAAACUGCUGGAGAAUAAUAGUUUGUCAGCUGCUUAUUUGUGUCUUUAUUCUCUCUUCCUGAUGUCUCUUCAAUCACAUAAGUUUUUAUUAUUACCUGACUAAGUAUUUUGAGCCUAUGAGGAGAUCAGACUCGUUAAAGGAUGUUCAGUGUCAAUCUUCUCAUCCACUGGCUCUUGGCCCAGAUCAAGACGUCACUGAUGUCCAUUUCUGCUUAGGUUUGAACUGCUGGCUUUGUAAUCUCUUUCUGUUUCCACCACAAUUCAACAUGCUGUUUAACAAUUACCUCAAGUUGUAUUCAUUAGGGAUUCAUUGGGAUCUAGGCACAUCUAGGAAAUGUAACCUCAAUGAUGAGGAAUCAAAUGAUGUGUGAAGAACCACAGCAAAAGUCCAUUUACUAAAAUAGUGUAUGUCAGAUAUUCUGCUCUUUUCCACUAAUCGGCUUUCAAUAAAAU